Molecule: messenger RNA, 3080 nt
Organism: Rhodamnia argentea
Lineage: Eukaryota; Viridiplantae; Streptophyta; Magnoliopsida; Myrtales; Myrtaceae
Product: G-type lectin S-receptor-like serine/threonine-protein kinase At2g19130
Exons: 2
Coding region: 387-2882 (831 amino acids)
Biological process (GO): recognition of pollen; protein phosphorylation
Molecular function (GO): protein serine/threonine kinase activity; ATP binding
Source: RefSeq, a predicted model, not a curated record
GGGUUUGACCCUGCCAAAAGUGGCCGCCGUCAUCCGAAGCUUAACCCCCGAAUCGCUCGAAAUCCUCUGCUUUCUCAUUCGGAGUAUCCGAGUGGCCGCGCUUGGAGUGCCUUUCUUGACUUUUCUUGCGGGCAAGGAGAGGUGAGAAGCCAUCAGGCUCCGCCAUUUUCUUGACUUGUAGCGAUCAGCUUCCCCGCUUUCUUCUUUGUUUGGGCUUUUGCCAGCGAUCCUCUCAGCGCGUUUCUUGAUCUUUGACCCGUUCUUCAUCUCUCUCUUUCUCUCUCUGUGGGACACAACUCAAGCGGGGCCCAUUCAAUCGUGGGAUACGUCUGUUGAUUCUGAAUACAAAUAUGUGAAAGCCCUGUCCCGGAAGAACUCGCGCAGCCAUGGAUGGGAAGAGCAGCAGUCCGUGGCUGUUCACGCUCCCAAGCUUCUUGCUGUGCUUAUCUCUCUGCACCACCACCCGCCUCUGUCUUGGCUCCGACACUAUCUCCGCCAACCAGUCCCUCUUCGGCAACCAAACCUUAGUCUCCUCCGGCGGCAACUUCGAGCUCGGCUUCUUCUCGCCGGGUAACUCCUCUUACUCCUACAUAGGCAUCUGGUACAAAAAAGUCAGGGUGCAGACCAUCGUCUGGGUCGCCAACAGAGGCAGCCCCGUCACCGACAGGUCCUCCACGGAACUGAAGAUCUCGGGUGGCAAUCUUGUCAUGGUCAACGAAUCCCGAGUCCCCGUCUGGUCCACGAAUCUGACAACUUCUUCAUCUGGGUCGAGCUCGGCGGUGGCUGUUCUUGGGGACGACGGCAACUUCGUUCUCAAGGAGGGGCCGAACUCUUCCGUGACUCUGUGGCAGAGCUUCGAUCACCCGGCGCACACGUGGCUCCCGGGCGCGAAACUCGGGAUCGACAAGCGCAGGAACACGAGUCAGCUCUUGACAUCGUGGAAGAACGCCGAGGAUCCUUCGAUAGGUUUGUUCUCUCUCCAGCUCGAGCCAUCCAGUGCGUACUUCAUAUGGUGGAAUAGGUCUGAGAAUUACUGGACCGGUGGGGUGUGGGACAAUCAGACGAAAAUUUUCUCUUUGGUCCCUGAAAUGAGAGCGAACUAUAUUUACAAUUUCAAAUAUGUGGACAAUGAGAAUGAGAGCUAUUUCACCUAUUCGGUGCACGCCGACGCCAACACCAUAUCACGGUUUGUGAUGGAUCUUUCUGGGCAGAUCCAGCAGGUGUCCUGGUUGGUUGCUUCCGGGGCGUGGAACUUGUUCUGGUCUCGGCCCCAGCAGCAGUGCGAGGUGUAUAGAUUCUGCGGCCCUUUCGGUGUUUGCAGCGAGAGUACCGACAAUUUCUGCAGCUGCCUGCCGGGUUUUAGCAUCAGCUCUCUGAGGGAUUGGAAUCUGAGCGAUUGGUCUGGCGGUUGCAAGAGGAAUUCAGACUUGAAUUGCCCGGUAAAUGCUUCGAAUGAGCAGAUAGACCGUUUCUCGCUAAGGUCUAACAUGAAAUUGCCCAAUGAUCCCCAAUCUUUAGUUGCUGGGAGCCAUAACGAAUGCCGAGCUGCUUGUUUGAACAAUUGCUCUUGCACGGCUUAUGCUUUCAAGGAUAAUAACUGCUCAAUUUGGUUUGGGGAUCUCUUCAAUGCGCAACAGCUCACACAAGGUGAUACCAGUGGAAGUAGCUUCUAUCUCCGGCUUGCCGCCUCCGACGUUGAGGAUCCAAGCAAGAAAAGCAACAUAACUGCGAUAGUUGCAGGGUCUGUUAGCGCUGCGGUAGCGAUGUUAGCCAUUGUUUUGUUUGGCAUUUGGAGAUGGAGGAGAAGGGCAACUGUAACAACAAAGACUGUGGAAGGUUCGCUGAUAGCCUUUGCAUACCGGGACUUGCAAGUAGCAACAAAGAAUUUCUCGGAGAAGUUGGGUGGGGGCGGGUUCGGUUCAGUUUUCAAAGGAACAUUACCUGAUUCAAGUCACGUAGCGGUCAAGAAGCUUGAAAGCAUAAGCCAAGGAGAGAAGCAAUUCCGAACAGAAGUAAGCACGAUCGGGACCAUCCAGCAUGUGAAUCUUGUCAGGCUUCGUGGGUUCUGCUCUGAAGGGGACAACAGGCUGUUGGUCUAUGAUUUCAUGCCAAAUGGUUCCUUAGACUAUCAUCUCUUGUAUAGAAAGGACUCGAAGACCUUGGAUUGGAAAACAAGGUACCAAAUUGCUUUGGGAGCGGCUCGAGGUCUGGCUUAUCUCCAUGAGAAGUGUAGAGACUGCAUCAUACAUUGUGACAUCAAGCCAGAGAACAUCCUUCUAGAUGCUGAAUUCUGUCCAAAAGUGGCAGAUUUUGGCCUUGCAAAGCUUGUUGACCGAGAUUUCAGCAGGGUGUUGACGACCAUGAGAGGCACAAGAGGGUAUCUUGCGCCGGAGUGGAUCUCCGGGGUAGCCAUAACAGCAAAAGCUGAUGUUUAUAGCUAUGGAAUGAUGCUCUUUGAAUUUGUGUCGGGAAGGAGGAACUCAGAGCUAUCGGAUAAUGGGGCCAUCAGGUUCUUCCCAACAUGGGCUGCCAGUAAGAUAGCUGAAGGAGGUGACCUGCUUGAUCUUUUGGACCCAAACUUGGAGGCAAACGCUGAUGCUGAAGAGCUAACUGAGAUUUGCAGGGUUGCUUGUUGGUGUGUCCAAGAUGACGAAACUCGCAGGCCAUCGAUGGGGCAGGUUGUUCAAAUACUCGAGGGGGUGUUGGAUGCGAACCUGCCCCCGAUACCGAGAGCCCUUCAACUAUUUGUUGAUAAUCCGGAGCAUGUAGUCUUCUUCACAGAGUCGUCAUCGUCUAACCAGAGUUCCCAGACAAAGAGUAAUGCCUCGACUGCUUCCUCGCAGAACCAAAAUAGUUCAUCUUCGACAAAGUCCAGGUCUUGAGGAUGAUAAGUUAAAUGCUUAGUACAAGUAGUGCUUCAGUUAGAUAGUGAAUAUUCUCUUCUGCUUUUCUUGGUGCUUUUGCCCCUAUCUAUUUUUGUUACAUAUACAUACAAGCAAAAGCUUGGAUUAAGAGCCUGGCCAGACCAGUUGUAAAGAACUUUAAUUCUAUAUAAUGAUCUAGCUCUCUGCUUUGUGAGA